Molecule: messenger RNA, 2264 nt
Organism: Misgurnus anguillicaudatus (oriental weatherfish)
Lineage: Eukaryota; Metazoa; Chordata; Actinopteri; Cypriniformes; Cobitidae
Gene: taar1b
Product: trace amine associated receptor 1b
Biological process (GO): G protein-coupled receptor signaling pathway
Cellular component (GO): membrane
Molecular function (GO): trace-amine receptor activity
Source: RefSeq, a predicted model, not a curated record
UUCUAGACAGAGGAUGACACCCUUGGGAAAAAAUUCCAACAUCUUUGUUUAUAGCUGUUUUACAGUGCAGAGAUUAUACAAAUGUCUUCUUCAGAAAGAUAUACAUUUAAUUGACUUUAACCGGGUAUGUGCAACACUCUGCUAAACUAUUUUGUUAUGAGUACUGGAUUUUCUGUCUUUGGGGUGAUCAUCAGCAGUGACUAAAUGGAUUAUCAAGAUCUUCUCAACGACACCGAAGUGGAUCUCUGUUAUGAGACUUUAAAUGGAUCCUGUAAGAAGUACGUGCGCCCCUCUGCCGUCUACAUUCCAAUGUUUAUCACCAUGAUGUUGACUACCUUCAUGACUGUCAUGGGAAAUCUGCUGGUCAUCAUUUCCAUAGGACACUUUAAGCAGCUCCAGACGCCAACAAACCAGCUCAUCCUGUCUCUAGCCGUGUGCGACUUUCUGCUCGGGCUGUUUGUCAUGCCGUUGAGCGCCGUCCGGUCUACGCAGGGUUGUUGGUAUUUUGGUGACAUCAUGUGUAAGAUACACACCUGCUUUGACAUCACUCUCAGCACAACUUCCAUUUUCCACCUAGUGUGCGUGUCUGCAGAGCGUUACUGCGCCGUGUGCAGCCCGUUGACGUAUCGUAACCGUGUCAGGUUUUCAUCUGUACUCUUUAUGAUAGCCGUCAGCUGGCUGGUUCCUGUCAUAUUUGCGACCACGAUGGUCUUCGGCGAGCUCAACCUCCAGGGCAGCAGGGGCUUCUACGAAACUCACGUGGAGUGCACGGGAGGGUGCCACGUUUUCUUUGGCCAUGGUUCAGCUGUGUUCUCCUCUAUGGUUUCUUUCUACAUUCCUGGCCUGAUCCUAAUUGGGAUAUAUUAUAGAAUCUACACGGUUGCUUUAUACCAGGCAAGAUCCAUUAGUCUACUAUUAAGUCAGAUAAAGAGAGAUUAUCCGUUGGGUGAACCACGACUUCGAAUGCAAAAGGCUACGAUAACCACCACUAUCGUGGUUGGAGUUUUCCUUUUUUGCUGGACUCCAUUUUUUGUCUGUAACAUCAUGAAUCCUUUUGUUGGCUACACCAUUCAUCCAGUCCUGAUCGAUGCACUUGUUUGGUUUGGCUAUGUCAAUUCCACCUUAAAUCCAUUCAUUUAUGCAUUCAUGUAUUCUUGGUUUAGAAAGGCUGUGAGAAUCAUAGCGACUGGAAAAAUAUUUCAAAAUAACAGUAGUAGAAAACAGCUGAACACGUAACUGAGUUUCGGCUCUAAAAAUCUUAUGGGCUGAGCCACAUUUCAGUCCAAGACAUUUUAAAAUAGACAAUAAAUGUACGCAUCCAUUUGCAAUGAUUUUCUUUUACUCUAAAAAGUGAAGGUGCCAUAGAAGAACCAUUUUUGGCCAAAUGGUUACACAAAGGAACAGUGCGAGCCUGACGUCAUCCUCCACCUGGACACAACUUUAAUACAUUUUUUCAAUUUUGGAAUAUGAAAGACAUCUUUUUAUGGCUAUCAUACAGGAUAUUCAGUCAUCACACUUUUUAGGGGUUGGCACAUGUGAUGACUUAUUAAUUUCUUGUCACUGAUGUCCUGCGCCUCACUGUUUGAGAACCACUGUACUAGAGACAUCCUCUGCCCCCUUUUUUCAAAUUAAUGCAAUAAAAUCAGAUAGAGGUAUGUGGGCCGAAAUCGACUAGUUUGCAUGGUGGGAUUCAAAGUAUACAUUGUUUAUCAUUAUGUGUGUUCCUUGGGAAUGAACCUAUGCCUUUUGUCCUGCUAGCGCAAGGCUCUUCUAGUUACUUUUCCCCCACUUGAUAAACUCAAGUGAGUAGCAUUCUUAUUUAUCUUUAGUAAACAAUUUUUGUGAUGGACAUAGUGAUGGUUUAAUUUUUUGGUACACAUUCACCUUUAAAUGAUGUCCAGCAUCAUUAUAGUGCUUAGAAUUUACUUUCAAACUCACUGAAGUGCAUUUAUAGUAAUGUUGAGGGCAUGCUCUGUUGUACUGUAUUAAGGUGCUUUUUGACUUACAAGGGCCAAAGGUUUGAAUCAAAGCUGUGUGCUGUGCACCUCUUGACAUGCAUUUCAUAAUAUUGUAUGUCUGUAGCUAAUGUCUGGAGGCAUGUUAUGGGUAAACAGGCUGAUGUCACGAUGCACCUGAUGGAUUAUUAGUAUUGAAGGAACUUGUUGUUUUCAUUUUAAUGACUGAUAGUGUUAAAAGUGGGAAUUCAUGAUGUUCACACAUACGAUAACCACUUCAUUAAAACUGAGAUACUGUAAGAGGACUCA